Spodoptera exigua (beet armyworm) is the source of this 1834-nucleotide messenger RNA. NCBI's taxonomy places the organism in Eukaryota, Metazoa, Arthropoda, Insecta, Lepidoptera, Noctuidae. The record is from the annotation of a GenBank genome assembly.
UUUUACGACGUUUGACAUUUUAAAACACAGUUUUAAACUUCAAAGUGACACAUUAUGUUGACGUUACUUUGUAAAUAUUUAUGUUUCAGUCGGGUUUGGGUUUAUCAUCACGUGUUUUUUAUGAAAGUAGAAUCAUUAAUUCAAUGAAAUCAAAAAAAUCUCUGUUGUCUAAUACAAUAACAUAUUUCUGAGGAAAGUUAUCUUAACAUUUCUGUUUCUGUGUUUUUUAUGUUGUGCUUCAUAAUUUACCAACAUUGAGAAUGUUUUUCCAGUGAUAAGAUUACUUAAAUAUAAUCAUACGAUUGGUUCAUAUUUAUCUAUCAAAAGUAUUUGGGUAAUGUAAAAGUUAUGUUACAUUUGAGACGUUUUCAAUUUUCAUAGUAAUCAAUGUGGAAUCUAACUACUUUAAUACGUGAGUUUUUUCUAUAAUUUUUGUUGUGAAUUUGUUGCGAGGUUAAUUUUAAACAGCCUUGAAUCCCCACCAUUGAUUGUGAUUCAUACAUUGAAGUUAAAGUCGGCGCCGCGCCGGCAAUGAUGUCAUAUCAUAAACAUUCGACGAGUGUACGUGUGCGGUCGUCAUCAGUGCGAGCUCCCAAUCUUAACGAACUUGUUUAAUUGUUCUAGUUACAUUUCUUUUGGUAUUAAAAACCAUUGACACCAGUGAACACAAAAUGGAUUCAAAGGCCCUCUCAUCUGCUAUUGCCCAAUUUUCAGCCAAAUUCUGUGUUGAAUUGGAAAAGGGUAAAAGUGUGGUGUCUUCACCACUUUCAGCAGAGUUUGUGUUAGCCCUACUGACUCUGGGUACUACAGAACCGGCACAUACUGAGCUCCUGACUGCUCUUGGUAUCCCAGAUGAUGAUUCUAUCCGUUCAUCAUUCACCGAGGUGUCAUCCAAGUUGAGGUCAUUGAAAGGAGUUACAUUUAAUGUGGCAAAUAAAGUGUACCUCAAGGAUGGUUCCUAUGACCUUCAACCUUCUCUGAAGGUUGACGCUGAGAAAGUCUUCAAUGCAGGUAUUGAGAAGAUUGACUUUAACACUGGAGCAGCCGCUGUUGAAGUUAUUAACAAAUGGGUUGAAAGUCAAACCAAUGAAAAGAUUAAAGAUCUGCUUUCGUCAGACAGUGUGGAUAGUGACACACGAUUGGUCCUCAUCAAUGCUCUCUAUUUCAAAGGAACAUGGCAGAAGCAGUUCGAUCCACAAAACACGAUGAACCAGCCGUUCCACAUUACUGCCGACUCUUCGGUGGAGGUCCCUAUGAUGUACAGAGAGGACGACUAUUUGUAUGGAGAGAGUAGCGAGCUUCAAGCUCAGCUCUUAGAAAUGCCUUACCAAGGAGGAGAAGCGUCCAUGUUGAUUGUGCUUCCAAAUGAAAUCGAGGGUCUCGACGGCGUCCUCUCCAAACUGGCGUCUGGCUUCGACCUGAUGUCGGAAAUUGGCAAAAUGCACAAAACUAAAGUACAAGUGACAAUCCCCAAGUUUAAGAUUGAGACUGAGAUUGACUUGGCUGAUUUGUUGCCGAAGCUCGGAAUAAAGUCGAUUUUCGACCGUGCGAAUUCGGGCCUGACCAAGAUUCUAAAUGCGGAUGAGCCGUUGUUCGUGUCGAAGGCAGUGCAGAAAGCCUUCAUUGAAGUAAACGAGGAGGGCGCUGAGGCCGCCGCGGCUACCGCUAUGGGGAUCGCCAUGUAUUCGCUUAUGGUCAACGUCAACCCCGUGCCUGCUUUCAUCGCUGACCGACCCUUCAUAGCUGCAAUCCUUAUUGACAGACAUAUUGAGUUUGUCGCAGCUUACCAUGCAAACGAAGAAUAAUUCAUUUAUCUAUCAAUAAAUACUUUUGU